This is a messenger RNA of Fraxinus pennsylvanica, 396 nucleotides long. The record is from the annotation of a GenBank genome assembly. NCBI's taxonomy places the organism in Eukaryota, Viridiplantae, Streptophyta, Magnoliopsida, Lamiales, Oleaceae.
AUGGAACUAUUAACCAACAUUGCUACUUGUUUUUUACUUAUUUCUCUUACGUUUGCACCUUGUGCUUCUGAUCAAUUACAGGUGAAGAAAUCUCUUGAAAAAGCUCAUGAUACAGCUCAACUUAACCUUCUUGCUUCUCUGAGGAAGCUCCAACUCAAUGAAGAGAGAAUUGUGAAAAGUGUUGAAGAGAGAUAUUUUGGGUCAUACAAGAGGAAUAUGGAAGGUUCAUCAGGUACACCAGGUAACAAAUUACAUCAAAAAGAGAAAAAUCUGAUGCAUCCCAAGAAAUGGACUGAUCAUCAAAGAGCGAAGAAAUCAGAAUAUGUUACCAUGAAUUAUAGUUGGGUUAGACAACGUCGUCCGAUACACAACAAGCAUGUCCCAGUUAGUCCAUGA